Messenger RNA from Vidua macroura (Pin-tailed whydah), 2872 nucleotides. RefSeq names its product RAB26, member RAS oncogene family (gene RAB26). The coding region runs from base 1 to 804 and encodes 267 amino acids. The record is from RefSeq and is a predicted model, not a curated record. Lineage: Eukaryota; Metazoa; Chordata; Aves; Passeriformes; Viduidae. Gene Ontology annotation, molecular function: GTPase activity; GTP binding. The transcript is spliced from 9 exons. Gene Ontology annotation, cellular component: endosome; Golgi apparatus.
AUGUCGCGCAAGAAGGCGGCUCGCAGCAAGGGCGGCGGUGCCGCGCCCUCCGCCGCGCUGCCUCCCGCCGCGCAGGGCACCGGCCGCUCCGCCGCCGCCGCCCCCCGGGGCAGCUCCGCCGCCGCCGCCGCCGCCGCGGCCCCCGAGGUGCCCCGCAACGGCGGUGCGGCGGCGGCCGGGCGGCCCUCGCUGAGCAGCAGCGGAGAGUUCUACGACCUCGCCUUCAAGGUGAUGCUGGUGGGCGACUCGGGGGUCGGCAAGACCUGCCUGCUGGUGCGCUUCAAGGACGGCGCCUUCCUGGCCGGCAGCUUCAUCUCCACGGUGGGAAUCGACUUCAGGAACAAGGUGCUGACAGUGGAUGGGGUGAAGGUGAAGCUGCAGAUCUGGGACACGGCCGGUCAGGAGCGCUUCCGCAGCGUCACCCACGCCUACUACCGGGAUGCCCACGCCCUGCUCCUGCUCUACGAUGUCACCAACAAAGCGUCCUUUGACAACAUCCAGGCUUGGCUGACAGAGAUCCAUGAAUAUGCACAGCAGGAUGUGGUCCUCAUGUUACUGGGAAACAAGGUGGAUUCAGCCCAGGACAGAGUGGUGAAAAGGGAAGAUGGAGAGAAGCUUGCCAAGGAGUACGGAGUGCCCUUCAUGGAGACCAGUGCCAAGAGCGGCCUCAACGUGGAAUUAGCGUUCACAGCCAUCGCCAAGGAGCUGAAGCACAGGUCCAUGAAGCUGCCCAACGAGCCCAAAUUCAAGCUCCACGACUACGUGAAGAAGGAAGUGCGAGGCUCGGGCUGCUGCAGGUCCUAACGUGCGUUUGUACAGAGACUCAGGCCCGUGGGCAGUGUGUGCAUGUCUGUCUGUCUGUCGUGUCUGUGUCUGCCCCGAAGGCCAGCUGAGAGCAGGGCACAGGAGCAGCAGGAAAAGCUCUCUCGGAUUCUGCAGCCCCGUCGCAUCCAUCGGCUCCGGCUCCCCUCGCCAGCAUUCCUGCCCUGCUCACAGGUGGGAGGUGGGUGUUUGGGAAGGGGCUGGGGUCUCCUUCUGUGCCUGCUCUGUGAGGCUGCUGUAACCUUUGUGAGAGCCAGGGUGUGACACAGGGGAACCAACAGCUUCUCCCCACCUAGGAGGAAAAAGGUCCUGAUUUUUUUCUGGGUAGGAGAACGUCCUGAAUUCCCUUUUCAUUCCCUGUGUACCUGGAAUUCGGCUGAGAGCCCUGGCCUGGGGCGUGCAGGAAGGAUGUGUUUGAAGGCAGCCAUUCUUGUAGUUGCUUUCUCCUGUCUGUCCAUCCCUGUGAGGUGGGACAAGCUUCCACAGUGAGGGAUUCUCCUGUUCCCUGCAAAGGCUGAGCUUGGCUGUCCGAGUGAGCUCCUGCACACCUGGCUGCGUACAGAGAUUUCUGAAUGUUCAUCCCUUUGGGAAAGGCUCUGCUUCUCCCCCUUCCGCCCUUUCUAGUACUUUGAGAAGAAACCUAAUGCAUUGCAGCUUAUUCUAAAUACCUCCCUGUAAGUGUGAUGGUGUUUUCAAACUGCAACAACGCUUUGAUAUCUUCAAAGUUCUCUUGGGCAGCUCUCUCUUUUCACCGCAGAGAGCUGGGGGGAAGCUGCAGGCAGUGAUUUUACAGGCUGCAGACUCUUGCCAGCUCUCUUCAAGGGCCUCCUCACCCCUUUGGUCUGUGUCAGGCUUUUGGCUGGUUUUUUUUUUUUGUCAAGCUGCACUUCUCAGUACAAAUCUGAAUCUGGAUGAAGCGUUUGGCCUUUGGCAAUUUUUCCCUUUGAAAACUCCACGCGCACAUCAGCAGGUGCCCGCUGUGCCCAGCCUCAGUGGCUCCUCCAAAUGAAACAGAAUAACCCAUCCUUUGCCCUCCAGACAGCACCAGCUCCCACAGCUGCUGACUCAGAUGCUCCUGCCCCUCAUUUUUCCUGGGAUUUUGGCUCCAGCACCACCUUCCCAAUGGGCACAAGGAGCCUCUGCAGCUCCCACGUGCUCUGAGCUUCACAGGGUGAAAAAAGGAUCUUAAAAUGAACUAUUUAUUUUCCCUAAAUAGUAUUUUAAGGGAGAGACAAGUCUUAAAAAUGUCCGAUUUAAAUUUUAAAAACACCCGUGGAAAACCCAUUCAUGCAGGAACGUUUGCAUUCCUGGCAAACUCUGCUGCCAGUCCUGCAGGAGCAGCCAGGUGAGCUCUGUGAUGGGGGGGCUGUCAGGGCCCCCUCACCCCAGUGAUUUGGUUUUGUGUGGGGCAGGACCAGCCUGGCAGAAGCAGGGAACAGCCAGGCAGCUCCACAAGUGUUUCCUCAUCCUGCCCUUGGAGCAGCAGCAGCCCAGUCCUGAGGUGACAAGGAGUCUCCCUAAAGCAAAAUUUAGGAUUCCUAAUGGAUUAGGAUUCCUAAUGUCAGGUUGCUACCUUCCCUCUCCCUCAGACUGGCAUCUGUCUGGGUUACAAAGCUGACAAUUGCUCAACUUCUCUCUCAGUGCGAGUCUAAAACCAAUAAAAACUCCCGUAAACGAGCAAGAUGUAAAUGUUUCCCUUUAGAGCACUUUCCAGCCUGCCCGUGGGGAGCAGACUCUGCUACAGCAGAGGCCUCAGAGCCCUGUUUGUGGUUUAGACCUGAACUUGGAGCAGGCUCAGCCCCUCCCUCCCAGUUCCCAGUGUGGGACUGGCUUCCCAGUGCCCGGCCCCAAAGCUCCUCCUCACGGCCGUCUGGGAUUUUCCCUGGGCCUUUGCUGCCACCACGCGGAACUGCUCAAUUAAUUAUCCGAGUUAAUUGCUCGGUGCAACCAGCCACGUGCGAGGACCCGGCCUCACCUGCAACAUCCCAUUUCUGCUGGCUUUUGUUUACAGCUUUUGGUUCAUUCCUGUUAAUAAAAUUUUUUAAUAAUC